CCCAGAGACCUGUCGCGUCUGCUGUAUUGUUGUUACCUAACAUAAACAACUCGGAAUUUCAAUCGGUCUCCAAUUAAAAAAAAAACCUUCUGGGCACGUUGUACAUUGUCCUUAUAUUACCCCAGUGUUAAGUUUGGUUAAGGCAAGGACACCGACAGUUGUGGUCGUGGAUGGUUUAUUUUGAUAAGUUUUCCGUAUUUCUAAGAAGAUUUGAUAGAAUUGAUAUUUUGUUCGCGUGGCAUUUGGUUUUUCGAAGAAAUCAGAGCUACAUCUAAAUAUGGAUGAUCAUGAUGCACCAGAGUUCAUGGAUGAUGAUUCACAGGAAGCAAAUUCUCCAGUAGCUGAAAAUGAUCAAACUGUGUAUGAAGAUUUGGCUGCUGGUCAGAGUUUGGAAUCGGUUGAAGUUAGUAGUACAAGGACGCUAGGACAACCCCUAUCUGAUUUCCUGAUGACUUUAGAAGAUUAUACACCUACAAUACCUGAUGCAGUUACAUGUUCUUACCUUGCCUCAUCUGGCUUUGAAGCUUCUGACCCCAGAAUUGUCCGUCUGGUGUCAAUUGCUGCUCAGAAGUUCAUCUCUGACAUAGUAAAUGAUGCUCUUCAGCACUGCAAAAUGAGAGGUGCUAACACUGUUCAGUCCUCUAAGAACAAGGCAAAAGAUAAAAGAUAUGUCCUAACCAUGGAAGAUCUUGCCCCUGCACUUGCAGAAUAUGGAAUUCAAAUUCGCAAACCCCCUAUUAUUCAUAAGGUCUUAAAAAUCAUCUUGCCACAAAAGCAAACCAACAGCACCAUUUUUCUUGUUUCUUUUAAUAAAACCUAAUCUUCUGAA
Molecule: messenger RNA, 829 nt
Organism: Daphnia magna
Lineage: Eukaryota; Metazoa; Arthropoda; Branchiopoda; Diplostraca; Daphniidae
Product: transcription initiation factor TFIID subunit 10
Exons: 5
Coding region: 278-820 (180 amino acids)
Biological process (GO): transcription initiation at RNA polymerase II promoter
Cellular component (GO): transcription factor TFIID complex; SAGA complex; nucleus
Molecular function (GO): promoter-specific chromatin binding; RNA polymerase II general transcription initiation factor activity
Source: RefSeq, a predicted model, not a curated record